Amphibalanus amphitrite is the source of this 2832-nucleotide messenger RNA. Its product is annotated as tetraspanin-9-like. The record is from RefSeq and is a predicted model, not a curated record. NCBI's taxonomy places the organism in Eukaryota, Metazoa, Arthropoda, Thecostraca, Balanomorpha, Balanidae. Gene Ontology annotation, cellular component: membrane. The transcript is spliced from 2 exons. The coding region runs from base 40 to 855 and encodes 271 amino acids.
AGACUGGGAGGUGUGUCGGUGCCGACGCGAGCGGCCACCAUGGCGUGCGGCUGCCGCUGUGUGCUGCUGCUGUCCAUGUCGGUGCUGACGCUCUCCGGGACCCUGCUAGGGCUCGGGAUCAGCCGGCUCGCCGACACCGGGGCGCAGGCCGUGGCGCGGCUGGACGGCGACCAGUGCAUCAGGGCAGACUUCUGUGUGUCGAACGACGUCUGGACGACUGUGUUCGGCGGCGCCGGCCUGCUGCUGCUGCUGUUUAUCCUGCUGCCUGCAUGUCAGUGUACGUCACUGCUCGGCAAUCUGCUGCUGCUGGCGCUCUUUUUCGUGGCUGCCCGUCUAGAUGAAAUUACUGGUCAGCCUGCCGGCGGGACGCUGGACCACGUCACCGCCAUCAUGAACGCCUCGCUGGACGAGUACCGGAACAACUCACCCAUCGCGCGCGACUGGGACCACGUGCAGCGAGCUCUGCACUGCUGCGGACCCACCUGCGCCGCUGACUGGGCGCCCGUGCUCGGCAACGGCACGGUGCCCGACUCGUGCUGCGAGCGAGCCGCGGCGGCCACCUGCAGCGCCGCGGAGGGCGCGUUCAGUGCCGGCUGUGCGCCGACCGUGCAGAAGCGGGUGGCGCGCCAGAGGCGCUGGUCCGUGGCGCUGGCCACAACCACCGGCAGCCUGCUGCUGCUGCUGGUCAUCGUGACGUCCUGCGGCCCAAUAUGUGGCCUAAUAAGCGGCGGCGACGGCGGCGGUGACGAAUUACUUCCAUUGCUCCGCGGGCGCACGCGGGCGGAUCUGAACAACCAUGCCAACCAGUUGAACCCCAACAACUGGCGCUUCAAGCCCAGGCUCCGCGGCCGGUAAAAGCCGUCUGUGCGAUCGACAGAGGGCUGCAUACUGCAUUCGAUUAGCAGUUCGAACUCAUCGCUUCCUUUCUGUUCCAGUCACAUAUAAACAUGGUGUGUACUAGUAGAUUCCUUAGGUUAUGCGGAUUCUAUGGUUUUGAGAAAACACGGGUACGGGGUAAAUAUGUUUAUAAAGCAAGUGAAACGUCUUUUGCAAUGUUAUAUUUAAAGAUAUGUACUUACAUAAAUGAUAAUGUCAUGAUUCAUGAACCUCGCUGCAUUUUGUGUCGCAUGAGCAUUUUGAGAUAAGCAGCCUAUUAUCCCGCACCCUACUGGGGGGGGGCUAUUUAUAGCCCCCCUCCAGUUUUCUUGCAAUAACUUCCAAACCGCUUGACGUGUUGACGCCAAACUUUCAGUACCUUCGGCUUCAUCAAUUUGACACCUUGUGUCAAAAUUUGAAUUUCGUACCUACCAUAGGUCGGCCGGAAAUGACGUCAGAGUGACGUCAUGUUCGGCCGAUUUCGACGCAAAACAUUGAACCACGGCAAUCGCUCCCAAGAGCUCAGUUUUUAAGCUAGAUCCAAUUUCUUUGCAUGAGAGGACUCAGAAUAGACUGCGCUAUCAAACUGCAAUCUCUGAUUUUCGAAAUUUUGAGAAUUUCGAAAACUUUAUAUAAUAAAAUUCAAAAUUUAUAUUUUUACAUUUUUUUCAAUUCUUUUUUGACUUUUCGAAAAAAACCGGAACAUAUGUGAUAGAACGCAUUAUUAUGACUAACUCUAGCAAGUUUUAGCUAAAUAUCUUCAAAAAUGGCCAAGUUAUACGCAUUAUUGCAAAAAAUUAACAAUUAUUAAUUUUUCAAAUCAAUUUUUCAGCAUGAAUUUGACAUCGUACGCCAAUAUAAAUAGCACCAUCGUGUUCCUGAGCUCAAACUGCAUCCAAUAGACACCUUUUUUUUGUUGAAAAAUUUUAACUUCAAAAUUUGACCUUUUUGACCUGAAAGUGACCUGACCUAAGCUAAAUUUGACUCAAAAUGACCUCGAAUGACACAGACGACAUCAAAUUCAAAAUGUUUGGCCUAAAUGGACCAUAAAACAUGUGUCACGUGACCGACGGAUGAUAUAAUAUUUUCGUGACCUGUGAUGACCUGACCUUGACCUGAAAAUCAAAGUACAAGUUUGGUACCCUCAGAGUAUCUAGAGUAUCUUUUCACGAGUGUGUGAACCAAAAAUGAGCCUGAUCUGACUUGUAAGACGGCGGCCAGAGCCCAAAACGUGAAGAAGCCAAAAUGCUAAUAAUUUUUACUUUGACCUGACCUGUGACGUCAUCGGUGACCUCGAGGUCAAUGAAAUUAGGCUUCGCAUGCCAGUUUUUCCGGGGCUAUCAGACGCCGUUUGAAUUUUGACGAUCGGCCCAGUAGUUUCGGAGUUAGGAGGGGGGGGGGCUAUGAAUAGCCCCCCCCCCAGUAGGGCGUGUUAUACGCAGACCCCAGUGGGGCGCGGGUUAUAUGCCUAGGUUUCCCAGACUUUUAUUCCCAAUUGAUGCGCAUUGUAUAAUGUCGGUGACAGGUUGUUGGCUAGCUGUGUUGUUAUGGCGUUACUUGUAUAAGUUUAUGCCAACCGCAGUAGACUUUGUGUGAAGAAGAAUUAUAGUCGUUUCCAUGUGGCUCACAAAGUUGUUUCCACGAUUUGUUUUCCGCGGACCUGGGAAGGUGCAAGAAGGCUAAUGUACCGGGCAAAACUAUAAGACAAGUAGACGUACACUUAUUUCUCCGUCCGCUGUGAGCCCAGCAAAGUCGCUUAUGUCCAUUGUCCUGUGUCCAUGAACAGUGUGGGUAUGUAUGCGUCUUAUCCCGGGUCCAGUGGGGCACGUGCCGUCGUGCUUAGGUAGGUAUUAUUGUUAUAUAAAUACUCGGAGGAAUGAAUAAUGAAUGAGAAGCUGGUUGUGUGUAAUAUAUGCAUAUUUCUGACACAGUUAUGCAUUUUGUGUGUAAUAUUUU